CACGAGAACAUCAAUACCAACUAUCCUAAGCACGAAAUGGACGCUUUACGUGUAGAAUGCAGAAAUGCAGAAAUGACUCGUCGGGAGUAGCGCAGGUUCUGUGCGAAGAAGAGCAAGACCGGUCUUCACCAGCUCAGCGCCUAGUAUUUGGAGCAAGUGCUAGCCUUGAGCCUCCUAGCGACCAGUCUCCUUUGAUAGCAGAGCUUUCGUCCUGCCAGAGCGUGAUAUAUCAGGACUCACGCGCUCUUGGGCGCCUGGUUCGGCCCCGCGUGGUGCUCGAUUCGCACAGCGAGUGCCCGUCCACGCUGCGGGCGUCGCUCAUUUACGACUAUUGGCAGCCAUCGAUUGACUGCAAGCUAGCUCCGGAGCAGCACCUGCGCAUUCCGUUGGACGCAGCUUAUCGGACCACAUCUGCGUUCUUCUUGUCUACUUUCCUUACCCGUACUGGAGGGCAGGGGGGCGUCAUUGCCUUGCCCGGUAGGCAGGAGUGGUCUGGAAGCCGGACAGCGGCGGCCGUCAGCCAGGAGGUGCAGCGGCAACAGUAUUUUGCCCAAGCACGGCGGGCUUGGGAGGAGAGCGAGGGCAAGCACAGCCAAAGCCGGCAUCCUCUUGCUCGUAGUGACGCGGAGUUUACGCUUGAGACAGGCCAGGAGUGGGCAGCAUCGUCGCUGGCGCUAACGUUUAACACCAGCGCGGAGCUUCCGUGGCUGCAGCGUGUAAUCCUGAAGCUACUGGUGGUACCGAAGGCGCCCGUUGAUGUCAACGGCAGCGCGGCGGAGCAACCUAGCACCGAGCAAGGGACUGUAGCUAUGGCGACUGCGUCCGCGACGCAGCCCGUGCCACAAGCGCACGUCGCGCGGAGGCGCACAGCAGAUGGGGGGCCAGAAGCCGCGGAGGAAGGACAGGCGCUGGAGCAGCCGCCGACAGCGGCUGCUGGCGGGCCGCCAGUGGCCGAGGGGGGUGCGCCUGCACCGCCGGCAGGCGGACCCGUGACAGCAGGUGUAGCGAUGCCGAAUGGCGUCGCCUCUGCUUCGGGGUCACCAACAGGGGGUUCGAGCGGCCGACAGCAGCCGGGCUCGCAGUCAGGCACCAGCGGCGGCGCAGGAGGUGAUUCGCACGGCAGUGACGGCGAAGCGGACGGCGCGGGUGGCCGCGGUCCGCAAGGUGGCGGCCUCGGCGGCGGCGCCGGUCGGGGGACCGGGGCAAGCGGCGGCAGUGGUGGCAGCGGCAGCGGCAGUGGGAACGGCGGCGAUCGCGAGGGUCCGGGACGAGAACGCAGCGGCGCGGACCAGGGCGGGCAAGGCGACAAGGCGGCGCGCAAGCAGAAGGCCAAGCGCGAGUCUGAGGUCUCGGAGGGCGAGGCCCUGGCGGUCGCUGCCGACGUGCAGUCGCCGCCGAUGAUUGGGGAGGAUGUGCGGGUGAUGGCGUCCGGUAGCCUCAGCGACCGUGACACCACAGGGCCACGGUCGCAGGCGGAGGGCGGCGGCUGUGCGCCGGCGGCGGCCGCAGCAGGCGCCAGCGACAAGCCCGCGCAUGCCAACGAGCCGCAGGGGCCGCGCAAGGGCGGCAAGCAGCAGCAGCAUCAGCAGCAGCAGCAGGCCGGCGGCUGUCCGCCGGCCGAGCCCAAGCCGACGGUCAAGUUGAUACCUGAGAGCAGCGCCAGCGGCGGCUCGGAGAAGCGCGCGCCAAGUUCAGUGCCUGGGCAUUGCGGCGGCGACUUGAACGCUACUGCAACGCGGCAGGGUAUCGCCGCGGCUUGCACCAGCGGGUGCUGCGAAGGCGAACCGGCCUCGGACUCCUGCACCUUGCAAGACCAGCAGCCGUUCUCAGGCGCCGCGGUCUCUGCUACGGCGCCUGUCCUUUCGGUAGCCGCGCCCGCAGAUCCGUGCGCGCGCGCAUCCGCGGCCGUCCCCAGCGUUGACGUUGCGUCGCCAGCCGCGACAGGCAGCGGCCGCCCCGCGGCACCAGCACCAGCAGCGUUGGUCUCGCCGCAGACUGGCUCCAGAGCCGCGCCCUCGGCGCCUGCGGCCUCGCAGUUGCAGCAGCAGCCACCACGGGCGCCGCCCCAGGCGAACGGCACCCCUUGGCAGUCAUCGUCCUCCGCGUCGUCGUCCUCGCCGCCGCAGGCGCAGCAGCCACAUGCCGGCAAGGGCGCGCCCGCGGAGCCGCAUCCGGCCGGCGCGUACCCGCACCCCGCCAUGCCCGCCAUGCACCCACCCGGCCCGCAGCAGCUGCACCACGGCGGCCACGCCGGGCACCCGCCCAUGCCCAACGGCAAGCUCCGCAACGGCGAGGUGCUCGACCCAGCCGGGCUCCUCCCGCCGCAGCUGCUGCCCUUCCUAGGCGCCUUCUCGCCCCAGGGCCACAGCCCCUCCGCCGGCACGUCGCCGCCCGUGUAUGGUGGCGGCGGCGGCGGCGGCGGCGGCCCGGGGCACGGUGGCCCAGGUGGGCCCGGGUACCCCAACGGCAUGGACGUGGCGCUGCUGCAGCAGCUGCUGAUGGCGCAGCAACACGGGCAGCACGGCGGUGGCGGCAACAGCGGCAGUGGCGGCGCUACCGGCGGCGCAGGCGGCUACGGCUGGCAGCAGCAGCAGCAGCAGCAGCACUCGAACAUGUACCCGCACCAGGCCGGGCCAACGCAGCAGCAGCAACAGCAGCAGCAAGCCGCGCAGGCGCAGGCAGUGCAGGCGCAGAUCAUGCACGCACAGCAGCAGCUGCUGCAGCAACACAUCUUGCAACAAACGGCCGCCGCAGCUGCGGCGCAGCAGCAACAGCAGCACCACCACCACCACCAGCAUCAGGGGCACCACGUGCCGCAAGGGCUGGGGCAACAUGGCCUUGCGGCGUCGGAGUUGCCGACGGACGUGGCCGGCGCUGGGCCUGGCGACGUCGCAGACGACGUUGGGCUAGGUCACACGCUCAUGCCGCCGCCCAUACACGCGCCGCUGCCCUCCCUCGCAGCCUCGCAGCAGCAGCAUCAAGCGCCCAUGAGCGCGGGCGCGGGCGACGCGGCCGCGGCUGGUGGCGUUGCGUGGGACGGCGUUGUGGUGCCGUCGACACGCAGCGAGCCGUCGUCGGCGGUGGCGCAGCCGCCUGUGGAGCGCGUGGGCCCGCCGCCGCCGCGAGUGCAGAGCCAGGGCAACAUCCUGGGUUCACAGCAAGGAGGCGGCGGUGGCGGCGGCGGCGGCGGUGGCGGGCGCAACGGUGACGGAGGGCGGCGCGGUGAGGGCGGCGCGGCGGGGCGCGACGCCUCCUACCGCGGCGGCCGCACCAGCUUCAACGGCCAGGCAGGAGCAGCCGGGCCCAUGCCAGGCGGUGGCGGUGGCGGUGGUGGGGGCGGUUCGGGGCAAGGGGCUGGGCCGAAUCAGCAAGGCGGCUUCAACAACCGAUCGUUCAACACAGGCGGAGGCGGCGGUGGGGGCGGCAACACGCGUCAGCACGGCAGCGGCUCGCACCCGUUUAUCCGCGGUGGCGGCGGCGGCGGCGGCAACAACCGCUUCGCCGAGCCUGGCGGCGGCGGCCACGGCGGCUCGGCGGACAGCAGCCGCCCCUCCUCGCGCGGCCCCGGCAUGGGGCCGCACGGCGGCGGCGGCCGCCACGGGCACGGCGGCGAGGGGAUGCUGCCUGGGCCGCCCGACACCAUCUCGCUGCCCGACCCCAAGGGCUCCUGCGACCUGGACCGCUUCAUCAGCCAGGUGGAGCCGGUGCUGGCCUGCGACCCCGCCAAGCCGCUGCAGCAGGCGCUGCAGGAGCUGCGGCUGCGCGACCUGUGGAGCUUCUACUUCGAGCCCAGCCUGUACGGCAGGGAGGUGUUCACGCUGGGCGGCCACCGCGGCGCCUCCAACUCCUACUUCGUGCCCUACCUGUCAGCCAUCCAGAUAUUCACCAAGGCCGGUCCCGGUGACGUGGGCGGCACCAACCGCCUGUACGUCAGUGAGGACAGCUGCGGCUGGCCGCGCCACAUGCACCUCAAGUUCGAGUACUUUGAACACGAGCUGCCCUUCAACCGCCUCCCGCUGUACGACCAAAUUGAGGCGCUGUCCACCGCGAUGGCGGCCAAGGCAGCCGCGGCGCAGGCCCAGGCGGCAGCCGCCGCGGCUGCCGCUUCCGCGGCGGCGCCCGGUGUAGGCAGCCCGGGGAGCACAGAUGGCAGCGGCGCUGAGGCCGCCGCGGCGGCAGCGCCGCAGGCAGGCCCCAGCCCAGCUGAGCGGGAGAUGAAUGGUCCUGCAGGGUCGGACGAGGCAGCUGCAGCGGCUGGGUCAGCAAGCGCGGCAGAAGGCGAGGAGGGCGGGACGGCUGCCGGCGAGGUGGCUGCCGAGGUUGGCAAAGCGGCAGAGGCCUCCAAGGCCGCAAGCCCCGAACAGGCUCGUCAGCAGCAGGCGCAGCCUGGCGCUGCAGCGGAGGCCGCCGAGCCCGGCGCAGCUUCAUCCGCAGGUGCCGAGCCGAGCGCGGACGCCGAGAGCGAUGCAGCGGCCGUGAAGACGCCUGCGCCCACAAAAAAGGCGCCGUCUGUGGCCAGUAGCGGCGGCGAGGCUACCGCAGGCGCUGCCUCGGCAGCCUCCUCCGCAGCCGACAGCCCGGCCGGCCCCGCCUCCGGCGGCGCAGCCGCCGCCACCAGCGCAGCCGGAGGCUCACCCGCCGCCUCCACCGCCUCCAGCUCUGGCGCCGCCGCCGCGGAUCCCGCUGGAUCCAGGCUGCUGUACGACAUGCGGCUCCUGGAUCUGCACCCCGCCUCCUGGUUCGCGGUGGCCUGGUACCCUGUGUACCGCAUCCCGGACGCGCCGCUGUAUGCGCGCUUCCUGACCUUCCACUCCUUCGGGCCGCUGGUGGAGUCGAUGCGCAACGUGCACGAGCGCCUGGCCAUGGGGCAGCUGGGGCCCUACAGCCACCUCACGUUGCCGGUGGUGGGCCUGAUCUGGUACAACAUGCAGGGGGAGCGCUGGAUGGAGCCGCUGGACGAGUCCGCGGCAGCGGCCCAGAUGGCGGGCGGCGGCGGGGCGCACGGCCCGCCGCCGCCGCCGCCGUCCGGCCCGGGCGGCAGCAUGGCGGCGUCGCCCACACAGCGGCCGCCGCGCGGCGGGCGGCACGGCGCUGGCACGGACAUGUGGUACCAGCACCUGCUCAACCAGCUGCAGGGUAACGCGGAUCGGCUGGCUCGUGGCCUGAACCUCAAGGUGCUGGGGCAGCACGGCGCGGAGGAGGUGCGGCUGCGGGUGCCCGACUACGAGUUCUUCAGGGCCCGCGCAUGAGCACGUGCGGGUGGCUUGAGCAUGUGUGGCUCACAGCGACACCGCGGCGGGGGCGGCAGCGUGGACAGCUUCGCCAGCCCCAGCAGCGCGCCGGGUGCAGCAGGCGCGGCAGCGCCUGAAUACGGGCCGUGCCAGCCCUGGAGAUAAGAGCGGGAGCAGCGGCAAGCGAGCGCACACCCGUGGUGCAAAGGCGAUGCCAUGCGGCUUGGCAGAGCACUCUGCCGCGCAGCGGCGCAUGUGAUGGGUGCUGAGCGACAGCGCGCACCGACAUCAUACUUCGCGCGUGGUCCUUGGUUCCCAAGCGUGCAGCGGCCGUCACUUAUGCUGCUGCGCAUGUGUGCUGCGUGGAUGGGGCGCGGUGCUGGGUUAGGGUGGCAGGGCUCCACCUCCCAGCCGCUUCCAACUCUGUGGCCGGCCGUGUGAUGCUGCUCGCAUGGGCAGUGCCGUGCGCUCUGCCCGUGGGAGCUCGCCCUACCCGUGGAUACCGGGCUAAUGAUCGUCUCCUCCGCAUGCCGCGCCGGGUGGGACAGACGUUUCUAAGAGAAGAUAUAUGCGCGAGAUAACAGCACUUGAGGUGCCCGGGGGCAACGUGUGGCGGCUAACAGACCAGCGCUGCCUGCCUGGCACGUAGGUUGCACGGCUGCGAUAUUGCACCCAAGCGCGAGCCCAAGGCCGUGCAGGUCCUGCCGUCAAUGGCUCCGUGUGUGUGCGUGUGCCGACAUGCCAAUGCAUUCCAGUUAGGUACAAACACCGAGUGGCUUCGGCACCGUGAGUGGUGCUGCCGUGGUUAGUAUGUGUGUGCGUGUUGCGUCUGCAACAUGUGGGGGCAAGGUGCCAGUAUGGAUGAGGCAUGAAGGAGGUACGCGUAGAAUGCCUUGUCGAGGAAGCAGCAGGCGGUGCAGCGCUGGAGUGGUAGGCCGUACACCCUUGCCGGCGGCACUCGCUGUCUGUCCGAUUUCCUGAAGGGUGUUGUAGAGCGCAUAGGUUUCGCCAUAAUUAGCCCCACGCCACGGCCGCAGAGGGCAGGAUUGCGCGCGGGAUGAUUUUGCUGACAAAGGCAUUUGGAUCAGACCAGGACAUGCUAAGAGAGAAGAGUAGCUGGGAAACGGUGUUUGGGUUUGUGUGCUCGCGUGUAUGUAUGUGCUUAUUUGGGUGGGUUGCACUCAAGGGAUACAAACCUUACCGUUACCGGCCCACAGUUACGUAGACCGGCCCACCGUUACGUAGACCGGAGGGAUGUCGAGGCGGUGCGUCAGGUAAGCUUGGCGCAGAUUCCGGAGGGGCGCGGGCCUGGAAUCUUCCUGUCUCCGGCACUCGCACUGCCCGGCCCCCAUGCACGACUAUGGGACCUAUCAACGUUUUUGCUUUCAUUGCGUGUUGUGGUGUGUGUGGGUCUGUGUUUCCGUUUCGACCGGGCGUGCAUAAGACUGUUGUGAUGGUGUGCUGCAAACAGCAGGCGAGUUGCGCCUCGUGCGCAAAACGAAACAUGCUUGCAAGGGGCAGUGCACUGUGCAAGGGGGCGAACACAUGCCGAGCCACCGCCACGGCACACGGCAAAGUCGGGGCUUUAAGCGCCCCUUGAUUCUUUUUCCUGCUGUAAGCUGGCCCCUUC
Molecule: messenger RNA, 6861 nt
Organism: Chlamydomonas reinhardtii
Lineage: Eukaryota; Viridiplantae; Chlorophyta; Chlorophyceae; Chlamydomonadales; Chlamydomonadaceae
Exons: 8
Coding region: 57-5249 (1730 amino acids)
Source: RefSeq, a predicted model, not a curated record